AUGAAACUGCGCGAAGCUUCCCCACGUGAUCUUCCUCAGAUCAUGGAAGUCCUCCUGGAGGGCCUUGUCGAUGAUCCUAUGUUCGAUUGGACGUGGCGUUAUAGACAUCAGUAUCCAUGGGACAACUACUACUAUUGGAGUCUUAGGAUCAAUUCCAUGAUCAACAAUGCUGGCGUGGUCUUCCUAGUUGUUGAACUUGAUGAGGCUGACAAGUUCAGAGACAAAGGAGAUCCAAUUGGCACCCUAGUCAGCUUCGUCGUUUGGAAAAGAACUGGGGAGGACGAGCACGCAAAACGGCGGAGAAGUCUCAAGGCUGGGAUCCUCAAUAUGCUCGAUCGCACAGUCAAUACUCUACAAGACUACUCGAUGACACAGCACUACCCGGAAGGGAGACGAGAUGCCGACUAUCGGAGAUGGGCGGUCCUCAAAAAGGGUGUGAAAGCAGUUGAUGCGACGUAUUUUACUCGGUAUCAAAAUUUCUGGGAGUUAGAAUUACUUGCUACUCAUAGAAAAUAUCGUCGACACGGAGCCGCUACUAUGUUAGUGGAGUGGGGGAUAAGGCUGGCAGACGAAGAAGGGGUGCCUUGUUGUGUCAUCUCGAGUCCAAUGGGAAAACCCGUUUACGAGAACAGCGGAUUCGUUCUGGCCUCGGAAGAAAAAUGGGUCUUCCAAGUCAAAGGAGAGGAGGAAAAGGUAGAAUGCUUCGUUUUGAUACGGUCAUCAAAAAACGAGCGGGUCUUAUCUGCAGAGACAGGCGAUGGAUACAUGAUAGUGUCAUCAUUAUAG
Molecule: messenger RNA, 786 nt
Organism: Orbilia oligospora ATCC 24927
Lineage: Eukaryota; Fungi; Ascomycota; Orbiliomycetes; Orbiliales; Orbiliaceae
Exons: 2
Coding region: 1-786 (261 amino acids)
Molecular function (GO): acyltransferase activity, transferring groups other than amino-acyl groups
Source: RefSeq, a predicted model, not a curated record